Messenger RNA from Perkinsus marinus ATCC 50983, 402 nucleotides. RefSeq lists its product as hypothetical. The record is from RefSeq and is a predicted model, not a curated record. Lineage: Eukaryota; Perkinsozoa; Perkinsida; Perkinsidae. Bases 1 to 402 code for a protein of 133 amino acids. The transcript is spliced from 4 exons.
AUGUCCGAUCAGUUCCUACCAGCAGUGGACGGUUUAUCUUCGCAUCCUCCCAGGCUCAUCGUGAUAUAUGGUGAUGGUAUCAGUGAGGCUCAGGAGAUUCUGCCAUCUAGGGAGGCUAGGGAGGCUCUCAGUGCUUCUGACCUUAUCAAGGAGAGUGUGCCUAUGGACCUGCCGAUGGACGGAUAUGAGUUUACAACAGUGAGGCAUCUGAUAGAGUAUCCAGAGGUUGACCAUAAGCUGAUGCAUGAAUUCGAGGAUGCCUGUACGCGAUAUGAUGAGUGGAUGGACGCUCAUAGGGGACUGCACGAUGAGCUUGCCACCCGUAUGCAAAGGGAUGCCGAGGCUAAGGCUGCUGAUAAGACGAACAAGAAGAAGAAGAAGAAUACGAAAUCAUGGAGAUGA